AUGAGCCCUUCCACCCCCCAACAGUCGAUCAGCCAGGCUUGGGAGCUGGAAGCCUUCUCGCCCGAGUCCAUGGGCCAGCCGCCCGAGAGCACCUCUCCCAUCCGACACGUCGCCAGGCAAGACGUCAACGGCGCGCCCGCCCAGCGGUUCCAAUUCACCGACGCCGACCUGCAUCGCUACUUUAAAGGCCGCGAUCCAUACCCCACGACGACAAAGCAGGCCGAUGCUGCUCCUGCUGCCGGGACGCAGGACCGCAGCGGGCCGAGAGAUGUCCUCACGCGGCUGCGGCACUGCCCGGAGCUGGCCAUCGAGAUCGGCAAGCACCUGAGCCCGCGCGACAUCGUGGCGCUGUACAGCGCGAGCUGCGCCUUUCACGACGCCGUCGACCAGUUCAUGAAGGGAACUGUGAGCGCAUGGAUCGCGCACAUGGCGCCCGAGGCCGGCCGCGUGUUCGACGCUCGCUUCUACAAGCGGCACCUCGUGGCCGACCCGGCCGGUCGCAGCUGGAGCUACCAGUACGAUACUACGGCAGCGCCGGCCGACAACGAACAAGGGGAUGAGGCGGCGCCGGCGCAUGGUUCUGCGGCCAGUCAUACCAUCGACGCCGCCACGGCCGCCGAGGUUCGCGCCAUCCCGGGCCUCGUGUACCUGCAGCUCGUGGUCGGGCGGGACCGGUACUGCCGGGACAUCCGCGCGCUCCUCGCACGCAACGGGCACCGCACGCCCGCCUCGAUGCACGGCACCCUGCUGAAGCUGUGGCUGUGCCUGGACAUCCCCACCGGCGCGCACCGGGCGGCGCUGCUGCGCAACCGGGACGUCUGGGCCGACGCCGACCUUUACAACGCGCAGCUGCUCUUCGUCAAGCUCGGCAUGCACUUCAACGACCCCGUAUACGGGCCCAACACGUACGAGCUGCUGCACCUCGUCCUCGGCCAGCAGCGCGGCGGCCUGCACCCGCUCUGGCAGCUGCUCGCCCGCUGGCGCUUCACCCGCCUCGCCGACGUGCUCGCCCUCAAGGUGCGCUACGACUUCCCCGUCGCCGCCUCCCCCGCCGACACGCGCGUGCGCGGCGUCCCCGGCCACUGGAGUGCCGAGUACUUUGGCACCGCGAUCCACGGGGUGCCGUACGAGGAGAUCGGCCGGGGGCACCUGGAGAGGAGCGACCCCCGUGGACUCCCCCGCCACCUUCCGAGGCCGGACGAGCUGGUGCCGGUCGAGGCGGUGGCGCGCGGCCUCGAGCUCGAUAGGCACCUGGUGGCCAUGAUGAUGUGGGGGUACGUCGACUGGGCGUCGGGCGAGAACCUGGUGCCGGAGGAGGAGGAGCUGCGCGUGGUGUGCGAGGAGACGGCGGCGGCGCUGGAGCGCAGCGACACGACGCACCACUGGCGCCCGCGGCACGCGCGCAAGAAGCGCUUCGACGCGCUCCCGCCCGCCGAGCAGCGGCGCAUCCUCGACGAGGACGAGGACGAGCGCCUGCGCGCCAUGGCGUGGUGUGGCGAGAUCGACGACUACUCCUCCGCUCCCUCCGAUGACGACGAGGGCGGCAGCGCAGGGUGCUCGAUUGAGGACGAGAUGACGAGGGGGUACCUUGUGCCGCCGCGAGACGACGAGGUGGUCGUGCCGGGGGUGGGGGACGCGGAUGGAUGGGUCGACUUCGUCAACGACGUGCUGGCGGGCGGCGGGCUGGCGCCGGAGAUCAAUGGUGAGGAGGCGCUGCGGGCGCAGGCGUGGCAGUCGUAUCAGGAUGUGGAGAUGGAUGCAGACUGGGACUGGGGGCUCUGGCUGCAGCAGCAGCAGGGGCAGCAGGAGCAACAGGAGCAGCAGCACGGAGAAGAUGGGGAAGAUGGGGAAGCCGCGGAGGAGACCGAGGAUAUGGACUUGGAUUCAGAGGCGGAGACGCUCGUGUCAGAUGAAACGGAGCUGGACGAGCUAUGA
Messenger RNA from Cordyceps fumosorosea ARSEF 2679, 1935 nucleotides. RefSeq lists its product as hypothetical. The record is from RefSeq and is a predicted model, not a curated record. Lineage: Eukaryota; Fungi; Ascomycota; Sordariomycetes; Hypocreales; Cordycipitaceae. Bases 1 to 1935 code for a protein of 644 amino acids. The transcript has a single exon.